Pieris rapae (cabbage white) is the source of this 608-nucleotide messenger RNA. Its product is annotated as phospholipase A2-like. The record is from RefSeq and is a predicted model, not a curated record. Gene Ontology annotation, biological process: phospholipid metabolic process; arachidonate secretion. Lineage: Eukaryota; Metazoa; Arthropoda; Insecta; Lepidoptera; Pieridae.
GCAAGAGCAGUAAAUUUUUUAAAAUGUUAAACAUUUUAUUUCUCUUUGUUGUAAUACAAAGUGCUGUUUGCUGGAACCAGAAUCCCGGUGUCCAUUCCGAGACACUAUGGAAAGCUAUAAACCCCACUGCAAGCGAAAAGCAGCCCGGGCAAAAAGAUAGCUUCAUAUAUCCUGGUACCAAGUGGUGUGGUUCUGGAAGUAUCGCGAAGGACCACGAUGAUCUAGGUAAAGAAGUAGAAGCAGACAAGUGCUGCCGUUCUCACGAUCUCUGCCCAGACUUCAUAGCAGCUGGAGAAUCAAAACAUAACCUAAAAAAUGGAGCUUCCUAUACUCGUUUAGAUUGCCACUGUGACAUGGAAUUCCGUGAUUGCUUACACAAAGCUAACACAAGUACGGCGAAGGGCGUGGGCAGAUUAUAUUUUAAUUACUUAGGAACUCAAUGCUACAAAAAAGAUCAUCCCAUCGUGGCUUGUAAGAAAAUACAAACCGGAAUUUGGAGCAACAAAUGUCUGGAAUACGAGUUAGAUGACACCAAGGAACCUGUCUAUCAAUGGUUCGAUGUUCCUAAAUAUUAAUGAAUAAUUUGAUUAAAGAUUCAUUUAAAUUCA